Messenger RNA from Neolamprologus brichardi, 3235 nucleotides. The record is from RefSeq and is a predicted model, not a curated record. Lineage: Eukaryota; Metazoa; Chordata; Actinopteri; Cichliformes; Cichlidae.
GCGUGCGCAGCCCCGCCUCCCGCCGUGUUGUCUGACCGGAGGAUGAGGAGUCUUUAGGAGGCUAACAGCUAACGUCACGGAGCGGCGGCACCGGGCUCGUUUCUCUCGUUCCUUCAUGUUCUGACGUCGUCCAGCGGAGCCUUCGCCGUCACAAACCGGACCGGACUUCACAUGUCCGCGGCUGUGCGCUGCCGGCGGCCCGGGUAGCUCUGCCGGGAGAUGCGGCAGCAGCUAGCAGCUAGCCGUUAGCCCCGCAGCUGUUAUGUAAGAGCGGAGCGACUAGCCGCGCAGCUAACGUUAGCCGCCGCCAUGAAUGACGCGCAGCAAGAAAUGUCUCCGGACUUCGUGCUCAUGCGGCUCGUGUCUGCCGCGGAGUACGACCGGCUGGACGACCCCGACGACCUGAUGUCCGGGGGCGGCGGGUUCGGCCCCGUCAAAGCCGUGCUGGGCCGCCGCGGCGGCGGGUUCGAUGUGGACUCUGGCGGCCCUUCGGCAGGCCUCGGCUCGGCUUCCCCGCAUUACAGCUCCCCGCUGCCCGGGAAAGGAGAGCUGAGCGGCGGGCUGGGGCUGACGCACGCCCCGUCAGGCUCCGAGGCGCCGUUGUCGCCCCCUCCGUCCGAGGACUUUGUGGACUUCCCGGUGCCGCGCGGGCACGGCUCUGCGGGGCACGGAGCGCAGCUAAUGGUGCUCCAGAACUUGCUGCGGUCCGGAGACCGGAUCCUGGAGUGCGGGCUGGAGCAGCCGCCCCCUGGCUUCCUGCAGGAGGAGGCAGAGCGACAGAGACAGCAGCUGGACCCGGUGCCGGGCACGGGUCCUGGCAGCGCGACACCGGGUCCCGGGGGAGGAAAGGACCAGAACCCCCCUGCGCAGGAAAACCUGCAGCCGCAGCAGCUGUUGCAAUGGCACCCGGUCCUGAGGCUGGGCUCCCAGGCCCCCCAGCGGGGCGUCCCGGCUCUGGACUCGGAGUCCGGGUCAGUCCUGUGCCACACACACCACCUGCUGACAGACCGGCUGGCUAAGUGGCCCCCGGGCCUGCUGGACCAAGCCCUGCGGGCGGGGCUGCUGGAGCCCAGGAAGACCUGCCCCCCCAGGUGUCAAGACCCGGUCCUGGCUCCGGCGCAGAGGCCAGUACACCCGGGCGAGGUGAGGGAAGGAAGUGGCGGGCAGGAACUGGUGCUCUCGCUUCCUCGCUGUUCCUGCCAUGGCGUUCUGGCCUCGGGGUCCGGGGGCAUCGGGCCUGGCGAGGACCCCAGCGAGACGAGCGACGCCCUGCUGGUCCUGGAGGGUCUGGGGUCAGAGGAGGUGGGGGGACUCGCGGCAGAGUCCGGGGAUGCGGAGGGGGAGGACACAGAGAAAACAGAGCGGGUGGUGGGUGCAGGGACGCCUGGGGGGGCGGGGACUGUGUUCUCCAGUGGGACUCUCAGCGGGCUGAUGCGGCAGGUGCACAGACUGGCAGAGGAGGCGGGGGUGUGCACAGAUCAGAGCUGCCGGUCCUCACUCGCCGUUCUCGGCGCCACCGUGUCCCUCCCCUCCUGCAUGGACCCCCAGCCCCUCAUCGGCAGCACCGCCACCCCCUGCCCGUACCUGCCUGUCCGCCUGCCACUCUCCCAGGCUGCUGCGGCGCUCCCCGACCCCCUCCCAUCCUCUGACCCUCGCCCACAGCAUCAGCACCAGUCGCGCUCCCAGCCCCAGAGCCGUGCCGCUACCCCCAAACUGGGUGUGGCUUCUGGGGGAGCGGGUCGGUCAGCCUCCCCUCUGGUGGUCCUGGAGGGGGAAGGGGGUGCAAGAGGAAGGGAGGGGGAGAAGAUGCCCCGGGGGAAGUCGAGGAAGGGGGGGUCGCUGAAGGUCCGGCUCAGCAAGCUAUUCAGAACCAAGAGCUCGAGUGGCGGCUCGGGGGGGCUGCUGGACAAGAGGCCGUCCCUAGCGUCGUCCACGUCGUCGGGGGGCAGCCUGUUGGACGUGUGGGGGUCCACCUGCAGCAACCCAGACCAGGACGGCAGGCUGCAGGUAUCCAGACCUCACAGUGCCUUCUCUCCGGUGCCCUUCACCCCGGCUUUCACCGGUGAGACGGUCUCUCUGGUCGAUGUGGAUAUUUCUCGGAGGGGGGGGAACUCUCUCCACCCCCCCACUCCUCCUCCCCCUCCCAGACGGAGCCUCAGUCUGCUUGGUACUUCCUCCUUCUUUCUGCUUCCUUGCGGCUGGUACUGGGGGCCGAUGAACUGGGAGGACGCCGAGAUGAAGCUGAAGGGGAAACCGGACGGCUCGUUUCUGGUGCGGGACAGCUCGGACCCGCGCUACAUCCUGAGUCUGAGCUUCAGGUCGCAGGGAAUCACACACCACACACGCAUGGAGCACUACAGAGGGACGUUCAGCCUGUGGUGUCACCCGAAGUUUGAGGACCGCUGUCACUCGGUGGUGGAGUUCAUCGAGCGAGCCAUCAUGCACUCCAAGAACGGAAAGUUCCUGUACUUCCUGCGCUCGCGAGUCCCAGGUCUGCCGCCGACCCCCGUCCAGCUCCUGUACCCGGUCUCCAGGUUCAGCAGCGUGAAGUCUCUGCAGCAUCUCUGUCGCUUCUGCAUCCGACAGCUGGUCCGGAUCGACCACAUCCAGGAGCUGCCGCUGCCCACGCCUCUGAUCGCCUACCUGAGGAAGUUUUAUUACUACGACCCCGAAGAGGAGAUCAGCCCCACGCUGAAGGAGGACAAGGAGCAGAAGGAGCGGGGGACGGAGGGCGGCGGCCAGCCGGGGGUCGAGUCACAAACGUAGCACCGGAGCCCGAAGCCGGCUUCUUUCCUUUUCUUUGUUUCUCGGACUCGAACACUGAAGGAUGUUCAAAAAUCAAGCUGAACUCUCAGACUUCAGCCAAUCGGCUCCCUCCGCUCAGUCCCGUAUCCGGGCGGGUUUCAGAUGAUCCACCCUCCUUUGAGCUCUCCGAUCGGCUCGCGGGGAGUCGACAGGGGAGGGGCCGGGGAUGUGGAGACUCCGCCUCUCUUUUGAUGUCAUCGCUGAGCAGCCAGACGGCGAUGUUAGCUAAAAUCAGUAAAGGAGAAAGGAGCUGAGAAAGUGUCGGUCGCCUCCGGGGUCCUCUGACGGUACGAGAGGGUCUCUGAUCCCGAGAGCAGAAGGCGGUACAGAUUUAUCCCAGCUCAGAGCUCGGCGCAGCGUGAGAGGGUCGGAUGCACGAAAAGGUCUUUAAACGAAUAAAACAUCACAGAAAUAAACAAAUGAUUGUACG